UCCAAAUUCCAAAUAAACUCUUGCCAUAUGAUUUCUCUAACCUCAGCCAUAAACCACUUUCUUAGCUCUUAGCUCUUAUUCAUGUCAUCAGCUUAAGCCACUUAUAUCCACACCUUCCAUUAUUAUCUGCCAUUUCUCUCUGAACAUUUUCCCAGAAGAGAAAGAACAAUGGCAGUUUGCACAGUGUACACUGUUCAAUCCCUCCACUCAACAUGUUCAAUCUCCACGCCCACCAAAACCCACUUCCAAAGACAGGUUUUUGUCUACAAAAAGAGCGCUAGGAAGGUGGGAAUUUCGUGCGCCGCCGCCGGGGGCGACGGCAAGACGGUGGUGAUAGGCCUGGCGGCGGACUCGGGGUGCGGGAAGAGCACGUUCAUGCGGCGGCUGACCAGCGUGUUCGGCGGCGCGGCGGAGCCGCCCAAGGGCGGAAACCCGGACUCCAACACGCUCAUCAGCGACAUGACCACCGUGAUAUGCUUAGACGACUACCAUUCUCUUGACAGGACCGGGAGGAAGGAGAAAGGAGUGACGGCUCUUGACCCCAGAGCUAACGAUUUUGAUCUCAUGUAUGAACAGGUUAAAGCUUUGAAGGAAGGUAAAGCCGUUGAUAAGCCUAUUUAUAAUCACGUUACUGGCCUUCUUGAUCCCCCUGAGCUUACCAAACCCCCCAAGAUUCUUGUCAUUGAAGGAUUGCACCCCAUGUAUGAUGCUCGUGUGAGAGAGCUCUUGGACUUCAGUAUCUACUUGGAUAUCAGCAAUGAAGUUAAGUUUGCAUGGAAAAUCCAGAGAGAUAUGGCUGAAAGAGGGCACAGCCUUGAGAGCAUCAAAGCCAGCAUAGAGGCCAGGAAGCCAGACUUUGAUGCCUACAUUGACCCGCAGAAACAAUAUGCAGAUGCGGUUAUAGAGGUGCUGCCGACGCAGUUGAUUCCAGAUGACAAUGAGGGCAAGGUGUUGAGAGUGAGGUUGAUAAUGAAAGAAGGGGUGAAGCAUUUCAGCCCGGUUUACCUCUUUGAUGAAGGGUCUACUAUCUCAUGGAUCCCUUGCGGGCGAAAGCUGACCUGUUCUUACCCCGGGAUCAAGUUCACCUAUGGACCCGACACAUACUUUGGCCAUGAGGUGUCUGUGCUGGAGAUGGACGGGCAGUUUGACAGACUAGAUGAGCUGAUCUAUGUUGAGAGCCAUUUGAGCAGCCUCUCCACCAAAUUCUAUGGUGAAGUGACACAGCAAAUGCUGAAGCACGCCGACUUCCCGGGGAGCAACAAUGGAACAGGCUUCUUCCAGACCAUUGUUGGGUUGAAGAUCAGGGAUCUGUAUGAGCAGAUCGUUGCCACCCGGGCUGCAGCUCCAGUGGAAGCCAAGGCCUAAAAAAAUUCGCCCAAAUUCAUUACUCUUUCCCUUUCUCAUCACUUCUCUGUGGUUUUCACUUUUCAUUUAGGUUUUCUUUCUCAUCUUUCAUGUAAUUCCACUUGAGAGAGAGUUAGGUGAUAUGAUAUGAUAUGAUCCCCCAUAAAUGAGAAACAGUCCAUGUGUAUUUACUUCCA
This is a messenger RNA of Ipomoea nil (Japanese morning glory), 1541 nucleotides long. RefSeq names its product phosphoribulokinase, chloroplastic. The coding region runs from base 169 to 1365 and encodes 398 amino acids. Lineage: Eukaryota; Viridiplantae; Streptophyta; Magnoliopsida; Solanales; Convolvulaceae. The transcript has 5 exons. Gene Ontology annotation, biological process: carbohydrate metabolic process. The record is from RefSeq and is a predicted model, not a curated record. Gene Ontology annotation, cellular component: chloroplast; cytoplasm. Gene Ontology annotation, molecular function: phosphoribulokinase activity; ATP binding.